AGAGUGUUUCGGCUAUUUCUUCAUACCCAGAAGUCCUCCGGACCGGUUUUUAUUUUUAGAAAGAAAGCUGCUUUGAAGAUGGCUGAUCUUUGGCAGGAAGCCAUGGACCACGCUGUGGCUGUGGCCAGGAAGGCAGGAGAGAUCGUCAGGGAUGCUCUACACAAUGACAUGAAGGUCUUGUGCAAAAGUUCCUCGGUGGACCUGGUCACCAAGACUGACCAGAAAGUGGAGCAGCUUAUAAUCGAUUCCGUGAAGGAAAAGUUCCCGAAGCAUGGCUUUAUCGGCGAGGAGUCCGUGGCUGCUGGAGAGCCGUGCGUUCUGUCAGACAAUCCAACCUGGAUCGUUGAUCCGGUGGACGGAACCACUAACUUUGUGCACGGAUACCCUUUCGUUGCUGUUUGCAUUGGCUUUGCUGUUAAUAAGACGUUAGAGUUUGGUGUGGUGUAUAGCUGCAUAGAGGAUAAGAUGUACAUGGCCCGCAGAGGGAAGGGAGCAUUCUGCAAUGGAGAACCUCUCCACGUAUCAGACCAGAAAGAAAUCAAUCAGUCAAUCAUUGCCACGGAGUUCGGUUCAAACAGAGAUCCAGAAGUGGUCGACAGGAUUUUCUCCAACAUGAGGAAGAUUCUGUGUUUGCCACUGCACGGGAUGCGUGGUGCCGGUUCAGCUGCGAUAAACAUGUGUUUGGUUGCCUCUGGCUGUGUGGAGGCAUACUAUGAGAUUGGGAUCCACUGUUGGGACAUUGCAGCUGCUGCAGUCAUCGUGGAGGAGGCAGGAGGAGUACUCAUGGAUUUCGAGGGUGGACCAAUGGACCUGAUGUCUAGGAGAAUCAUUGCUGCUAAUAACAAGACAAUUGCAGAAAAAAUCGUCAAAGAGAUCAAGGCAUAUCCUGCUGUCAGGGACGACGCACCUCUACAGACCAAACAAUGAAUAUGCCAGAUUUAUUUACUGUAUACUGUAAUUAUUAUUUUGCUCUUAUGUGAUAACCAUGUUUCCAUGAAUUUUAUACAAAACACUGGCAAUUAUAUUUAUAUCAGUCUUUAUGACUUCAAAGCUCAUAAGAUGUACUUUUUUGCCAACUCUAGGCCUACGGCAGUAUUUUUCACCUACACAUCUGUUAAUGCUGAUAUUUAAUCAUUUUAUAGAAUGUAGAAAUUGGGACUAAAUCUACCUGGAUUAGCAUUACGGAGAAAUCUGACGUAUGCUUACAGAUGGCAGUAAAAUGCAGACAUUCUGCUCUACUGGAGUACAAUCAAUUGAUCAGUCAGUCAGUCAAUCAGUCAAGCAAUCAAUCAGUCAAGUGUGUUUGAAAUAUCGGUAAAAAGUGAAAUCUGUUUGUCAAAAUCUUUUUUUAAUUAUCUGCCAAUACCGAUAUAAAUCUGAUAUCAUUGUGCAUCCCCAGCUGAAACUUGUGUUGUCAUUUUUUUUUG
Messenger RNA from Colossoma macropomum (tambaqui), 1427 nucleotides. RefSeq names its product inositol monophosphatase 1 (gene impa1). The record is from RefSeq and is a predicted model, not a curated record. Gene Ontology annotation, biological process: phosphatidylinositol phosphate biosynthetic process; inositol metabolic process; signal transduction. The transcript is spliced from 9 exons. Gene Ontology annotation, molecular function: inositol monophosphate 1-phosphatase activity. Bases 79 to 927 code for a protein of 282 amino acids. NCBI's taxonomy places the organism in Eukaryota, Metazoa, Chordata, Actinopteri, Characiformes, Serrasalmidae.